UGACAUAAAACAAGAUGAUGCAGACAAAUAAAAAGGGAUGCAAAGAAUUGUUGAUGCAGAGGAUGUUCUUGGCUAUAAUCUCUAUCAUAGCAGUGCAAUUUUUUCUUGUAUCAUGCUUGUUUUUAAUCACAAAUCUGAAUACAAACUAUACAUCGUGGUUUCAAAACACAUGGACAACGAUAACCUCGUUUCGUAUGUGGAGUUAUUUCUGCGUUCUUGCUACCGUUACGUUCUUUCACGGGAUUAUUUGUAGUAAAAGUUAUUCGAACACUCCACCUUAUCUGAAAAGCAGAUUUGCAAAAUUUUGUAGAAUAUUCACACCCCAAAAUAUUUUAAUGGGUGUUCUACACAUUAUCAUCAGCGGCCUCCUUGUUUGGUUGCAUUUGUCAGUCCAAGGAGGGACAUACAAUUUUUUAACAACAGAAUGUACCAUAAUCUAUGGAGUAUGCCUAAUGGAAGAACAUUAUUUUCUGUUCUUAAGUGGAUUUUGGAGUGGAUUGUACUUUUUCUUAAAGAUUAGCAUCUUUCGUGUAAAUUACUUAAAAUUUCCUAUUAUAUCCAUGUCGAAGUUCUAUAGAUUUAAGACAGAAUUAUACACGCUGCUACCAUCGUUAAUGGUCAAGUGUGUGUGGCCAACUUUAUACUAUUUAAUUAUCUAUUACUUCCUGGGCUCUUACUUUCGUUCUGUGAUAUUGUUCUUGGCAUCCGCAGAAUUAGAAAAUGAACCAUUGAAUAGCAUUCCUAGAUUAAUAAAUCUCCCAUUGAUUUUCCAUUUGUGGUUAUACCAAUUGAUAUUUGUAUUGGCAAUCGAUAGCACAUAUUUAUUAUUCAAUCUGCAUUUGACAGAAUGGAUUCCGUUUGAGUUUAAACAAAGUAAUGUAUUUAGUAAUGAUAACUCUGAAGUAACGCUUCCAGAAGCAUUAUCCAUGGAUAAAAUACCAAUAAUGCGACACUUAGGCUACUUGGAUUUAGUCACGAUGGCACAAAAAGACAAGGCAAGAAGAAGCGUAUUAUUUUCACUGAGUCAACCUGGUGGUCAUCCUUACAAUUGGAAUUGCAUUGUAGAAACAUGCAUUGGACUUAUUAAGAAAUUUUCGGAUGAACUUAGUGCAGCAUGUGUUAAAUAUCCAGAAGAAAUACCAUCGUGUACUUUAAACACAGCUGUGUUAACAAAGAGUAGUUUAUAUCAAAAAGAAUAUGUAUACCAAAUGCGGAAUUUAGUAAAAGAGGAAACACCAACAUGUAUCCAACAAAGUGAUGUAAAAAAAGAUAUUGAUGAUGAACUUUUCAUUCAACAAUUCAUAAGAGUAAAGUGGAACAAUUUUCUUAAAUAUUUGCUUUCCAAACCACUUAUUUCUUACAUCUUUGGUGAAGUGGAAGGUGGCAAAGUGUGUCAUAUUUUAUUCAAUGGACAAUCAAUUGUUUGGGCUGCUGAAGCAAUUUCUUCCUUAUCUGUAUUAUCGAUAAGUGAAGAUUUCUAUGGAAUUGUACUGAAGGAUCUACCACUUAUAAUUAAUACCUUACUUGGUUUGAAACAAGCUCUUGAUAAAUUACAAAAGUUAAAUAUUAUUGUAAAAAAGCAAGAAGAAGAUGAUGAAUUUAUUAAACAAAUUCUUCGAUCUUUAUGUGGUACAACAAAGAGAAGUCUUUACAGGAUUGUUAUAAACUUUGAAGAAUAUAUUCAAGAUUUAGCACUAGAGCCUGGAACAAUGGAACAGUUACAUAAUUUCCUAGCUUACAGAGAAUGAUUUUUGUACCGUUUUGAAUAAUUUAUGAACCAUGAUGUAUAUACUGCCAUACUCCGAAAUAGUUAUAAAAUCUAUGAUACUCUACUCAUAGUCAAAAUUAUAUAUAUGUAUUAC
This is a messenger RNA of Colletes gigas, 1862 nucleotides long. It is a transcript of the gene Ndc1, whose product is annotated as nucleoporin NDC1. NCBI's taxonomy places the organism in Eukaryota, Metazoa, Arthropoda, Insecta, Hymenoptera, Colletidae. The record is from RefSeq and is a predicted model, not a curated record. Gene Ontology annotation, molecular function: protein-macromolecule adaptor activity. Bases 15 to 1748 code for a protein of 577 amino acids. Gene Ontology annotation, biological process: nuclear pore organization. The transcript has a single exon. Gene Ontology annotation, cellular component: nuclear pore transmembrane ring.